Molecule: messenger RNA, 4129 nt
Organism: Oryza sativa Japonica Group (Japanese rice)
Lineage: Eukaryota; Viridiplantae; Streptophyta; Magnoliopsida; Poales; Poaceae
Biological process (GO): mitotic cell cycle; spindle organization; establishment of meiotic spindle localization
Cellular component (GO): spindle pole
Molecular function (GO): calmodulin binding
Source: RefSeq, a predicted model, not a curated record
AGUGUGCAUUUCGAAAUCUGACCGUUCAGCGACCAACUGCAUCUCCCGCUCAAACCCCAAAUUUCCCCUAACCCACCACCACCGCGGCGAUCCACCGCUCCUCCUCCCCUCGACUCGAACCUUCUGGAACCUUCCCGAACCUUCUACAAGCAAGCACGCUUCCCUUCCCCGACCGCCGCCAUGAGCCGCCGGGAGCCGGCGGUCUCCUCCCCCUUCCGCGACCUCUCCAACCUCCGCACCCCGAACCCCAGGGCGCCGCCUAACCCCAAAUCCUCCGCCUCCAAGGAGGAACCCCUCCCUUCCGCCACCCCGACGACCCGGCGCCGGCGGGGGCCUCCUCCUCCUCCUCGCCCCGGCGCGGCGACCGCGACGCCCCUCGCCCGCCGCCUCCGCGCGCUCGAGCUCGACCAGUCGCGAUCCGCCCGCCGCGCCGAGUCCGGCCGCGACGGCGCCCUCCGCGCCUUCGCCUCCUCCGCCACGUCGUGGCUCUCCCUGCUCCUCCGGGACCCCUCGGCCUGCGGCUGCGCGCCUUCCGCGGCCGCCGCCAGGGUCACCCGCGACGCUCCUGCUCACGGCGUGCAGGGCAAGCGCGACGCGGUCGAUGGGGAGCGCGCGCGUGGGCGGAGCCCGAAGCGGCACCGGGGUGGUGAGGAUCGCGGCGGGCCGGGGCCGAGGAGGAAGACGAUGACGCCGGCCAUGGCGGCUUCGUUGAGGGAUUCCCUGAGGGAGGUGUGCAGCCUGGAUGACGUGACGGAGAGGAUGGGCAGCCACAUGAGCAGGGAAGCGUGCGAGGAGGUGCUCGUCAUGAUGUGCCAAAUCUGCAAAAACAUUGAUAAUGGGAGGUUAAAGAUGAAAGAACAUUGCCCCCUUGUUUCUGAUCUCAGGCUGAGAGAUAAAGCAAUAAGAAUCUUCAUGUGUUACAAUCCUAAGUGGCUCAGGAUAGGACUGCAUAUUGUCCUCGGGGGUGAUUCCUGGAUACAGAAUGAAUCGCAGAAAAAGGACAAGGAAGUUGCCUUUCUGAAAUUUGUUCUGGAGAAGCAAUUGUUUGUUCAUAUGAAUACACAACCUUCCGCUCUCAACAAGGCGCCCGAGGGGCACCGUAGAGCAUGUUAUGCUGAAGCGGCCAGCAACAGUAUACUGAAAAGGUUAUUUCUUCUUGUUGCUGCCUUAGACAGAGCUAAAAUAGAAAGUGGUUUACCUUCGGAAUCUGGAAUCGAUGGCCUCGAUGGUGGAUCCCCUUUGUUAUUUUGUCGCCAGACCGAAAUAAAGUCUAGUCGGCAAAUUGUUCAGGAGUCAUUGGGGGAAGUCAUGCAUGGAGAAGGUGAUCUAUUGAUGCAUCUCAAUAUCAUGGGAUAUAAAUUGAAUUAUCAGCAGCUUGCUCUAUCAGAGUAUGAUUUCACUGUAGGAAAUUUAUUUGAAGAUCUUCAAGAUGGCAUAAUUCUCUGUAGAAUUAUUCAGCUGCUAACAUCUGAUGCAUCGAUUAUUUUGAAAGUGAUUGCUCCAUCAGAUACAUAUAAGAAAAGAUUGCAUAACUGCACCAUGGCAAUCCAAUAUAUCAAGCAGGCUGGGUUUCCGUUGUCUGAUGCAGAUGGACUCUCAAUCUCUGCGGAAGACAUUGUCAAUGGGGAUAAGGAGCUAAUUCUAGCGUUGCUUUGGAACAUGUUCAUUUAUAUGCAGUUACCAGUGUUAGUAAAUGAAACUUCAGUAGCUCAGGAAAUAUCAAGGCUAAAGGCACCAGUAUCAGAACAAUCAAUCUCUGAAAUGAAGUCACAGACUGGUUUGCUUUAUGAUUGGAUUCAGGUUGUAUGUGCAAAAUAUGGCAUUAGUGUGGAAAGUUCUUCCCAAAUUGACAGGAGAGCUCUGAAUUACUUCAUCAGCUAUUAUUUGAACAUCAAUAUUCCUAAUUUUCCUUUGAAGGAAACAUUAUCUGAUUGUCGAAAGGAAUUGUUCAGUUGUCAUAAAACAGACAUGAUUGCUGAUAUCACCACUUAUCAAUUCAACAACAUUGGAAAAGUGCUUGCACAAUUUCUUCAGGACCUACCUGGUUGGAAUAUCCUAGCUAAUGAUGUAUUAUUUGUUGAAAAAAGUGCAAUAAUUCUGCUCGCAUUCCUAUCUUCACAUCUGACUAAUGUCAGACGAUUGGAGCAACUAAAGAAUCUGAUCGAUUCAAAGUUGGAUCAUCAAAGUCUGGUUACUGAGGUUUCUCCUAGGCGUAGAUCUCGAGGAACAACUGACAUGAAGUGCCAUUUUCCUCAGACAGAGGAGACAGAUGGUUCACGCAGUACCCGAGAGUGGGCUGCAACAGUUAUACAAACUCAAGCUAGAAGACUUAAUGCAAUGAGCAAAUACUGUAAGCUUAAGAAUGCAACACAGCCAUGCAACAAGGGGCAUGAUCCUGCUUCAUCCAGUCCUCUGAAGAGCAUUGCUGAUAGUAGCUGCAUAGAUUCAGCCACUAAGCUUGUGUGUGAGGAUGAUGUGGACUGCAGCAGCAAUUCCUGUCAAGUUUUGUUCUAUCAUGAUCCAGUAUCUACCAAGGUCGACUUCCUGUUCUGCAGGAAGGCAAUGGCUGCUCGAAAGAUACAGUUUGCCUAUAGAAGAUUUGCCCACAGAAUACGUUCAAGAAUUUCGGCUGCAAUUAAGAUCCAAAGCCAUUGGCGCUGUUUCUCUGUGCGGAUACGUUUCAAAAGGCAAAUUCAAAAUAUUACUACCAUCCAAGCUGUAGCGAGGUGUGUUUUGUGCCACCGGGAUUUUCAGAAGCAACGCCAUGCUGCAAUAGUGAUUCAGAGAAUUUUCAGAGGAUGGUUAGCCAGAAAGAAACUACUAGGCUCUUGGUCACCGGGAUCUGGUAUAAACUUUUGUGCACUAGAUCAAAAUCAGCAUAAAAUAUCUCAUCAAAGUACACAGCUGAAGAUUGUGCUAUAUUCAGUCCUAAGGUUACAAAGAUGGUGGAGAAAGGUCCUUUUAAAUCGGUCUAUCAGAACAUCAGCAAUCUCAGUUCAGUCCUUUGUUCGUGGCUGGUUGAUUCGAAAACAAGUAAAGCAAAUUCUAUGCAGCGUCUAUCUCAUUCAAAGAUGGUGGAGGCAGGUUCUAUUUCUUGAAUCAAGGAAGAGAUCUGUGAUUGUUAUCCAGGCUCAUGUCCGGGGAUGGAUUGCACGGCAGACUGCUGUUAGAAACAAGAAGCGUAUAACUAUAAUUCAGUCCUAUGUUAAAGCUUAUCUUCUGAGGAAAAGAUCGAAGCAAGAAAUUACCGAUGACAUCAUGUGUCUGAUCAACAGACUGAUUGCUGCAGUAUCACAGCGGAGCAUCAGCACUAUUCGACAGAUUUGUGCAACAUUAAGUACGGCUACAGAGCAUUCGGAGAAGUGCUGUCAGACAAUUGUCAAUGCUGGUGCUGUCGAAAUUCUGCUGAAGCAAAUCAAUUUGCUGAACCGUGGAGUUCCAGACCAAGAAGUCCUGAAACAAGUGCUCUUCACUUUGAGAAACAUCGCACGAUUCAGGAACCUUCAACCAGUGCUAGCUAACACUCCACAGGCAGUUGAAAUUGUUUUCCAGGAGUUGCUGAGGAGCAAAACGGAAGGGUUCUUCGUCGCGUGUGAUAUCUUGAAGAGGCUAUGCGAGUCGGAAGAAGGCCACAAAAUCGCACGAGCUCUGAAGCGCCACAUCAGAAGGCUGGGCUGCCUGGUGCAAGAACUCGAGAAGAAGGUGGAUCUUGACAAGAGGAACGGACGCACCGGAGUCGCUAAGGACAACAAUUUGCGGCGGCUCGGGGAGGCUGUCACCCUCCACCAUCUGUUCACCAACGACCAUUGUUGAUGUGGUGAUAAACUGAUGAUAGUCGAUUCGAUAGGCUUUUCACCUUGGAGUUGGAGGUGUUGGCUUUUGGGGGUGAUUUAGGGCACAGGUGGAUGUGAUUUUCAUGCGCUUGUAGAUGAUGUAAUUGGACUCUGGAUUUGCUGAAAAAAAAUGGAGUUGCAGGUGUGUUGGCUUUUGGGAGUGAUUUAGGGCACAUGUAGAGGUGUUUGCCAUGAGCUUUUUGUAGAUGAUGAAGUUGGACUCUGGAUUUGCUGAAAAGGAGCAUCGGCUUGAUGUGUGUAACAGAGUGCCUUCUGAUAAGUGCUGCGUUUUUCAA